Molecule: messenger RNA, 2866 nt
Organism: Ochotona princeps (American pika)
Lineage: Eukaryota; Metazoa; Chordata; Mammalia; Lagomorpha; Ochotonidae
Gene: FMOD
Product: fibromodulin
Exons: 3
Coding region: 320-1459 (379 amino acids)
Molecular function (GO): protein binding
Source: RefSeq, a predicted model, not a curated record
UCAAGUCCUUGGAAGGUAAGCGAGUGGAAAGAGGGUGGCUUUCCAGCGCGGGGCAGAGGGGUGGACCCGGGGCCUUGCGCGCGGGGCAGGGCGAGCUCCGCCCCUGCCGCCACCGCAGGAGCCGGCCUGGGCUCUCCGCGCCCCUCGCUCCGGCUCCCUGAUUAGGAAUUUGGGGGCGGGCCCUGGCCUGGCACUGCAGCGCACACUCUCAGUAGGCGCUUGCUGCCGCUCGCGCUCCUCUCCCCCACGUUCUUCAGCCCAAGCAGGCCAGACGCAGGGACGUGGGCACUUUUCCUGGGCUCAGCUCGAGACACACAGGAUGCAGUGGGCGUUGCUGCUCCUGCUGGUGGGGCUCUGCUCCCUGUCACAGGCCCAGUAUGAUGAUGACGACUCUCACUGGUGGUUCCACUACCUCCGCAACCAGCAGCGGAACACCUACUACGACCCCUAUGACCCUUACCCGUACGAGCCCUACGAGCCCUACCCCUAUGGGGUGGAGGAGGGCCCUGCCUAUGCCUACGGCGGCUCCCCAUCCCCCCCUGAGCCCCGCGACUGCCCCCAGGAGUGUGACUGCCCCCCCAACUUCCCCACCGCCAUGUACUGUGACAACCGCAACCUCAAAUACCUACCCUUCGUGCCAUCCCGCAUGAAGUACGUCUACUUCCAGAACAACCAGAUCACUGCCAUCCAGGAGGGCGUCUUCGACAACGCCACAGGGCUGCUGUGGAUCGCGCUCCACGGCAACCAAAUCACCAGCGACAAGGUGGGCCGCAGGGUCUUCUCCAAGCUGAGGCACCUGGAACGGCUGUACCUGGACCACAACAACCUGACCCGCGUGCCGGGCCCACUGCCCAGGUCCCUGCGGGAGCUCCACCUGAACCACAACCAGAUCACACGCGUGCCCAACAGUGCCCUGGAAGGGCUCGAGAACCUCACCGCGCUCUACCUGCAGCACAAUGACAUCCAGGAGGUGGGCAGCUCCAUGCGGGGCCUCCGCUCGCUCAUCCUGCUCGACCUAAGCUACAACCACCUCCGCCGGGUGCCCGAUGGGCUGCCCUCGGCCCUCGAGCAGCUCUACCUGGAGCACAACAAUGUCUACACCAUGCCCGACAGCUACUUCCGGGGCUCGCCCAAGCUGCUCUACGUGAGGCUGUCCCACAACAGCCUCACCAAUGGUGGCUUGGCCUCCAACACCUUCAACUCCAGCAGCCUGCUGGAGCUCGACCUGUCCUACAAUCAGCUGCAGAAGAUCCCCCCGGUCAGCACCAACCUGGAGAACCUCUACCUGCAAGGCAACAGAAUCAACGAGUUCUCCAUCAGCAGCUUCUGCACCGUGGUGGAUGUCAUGAACUUCUCCAAGCUGCAGGUGCUGCGCCUGGAUGGCAACGAAAUCAAUCGCAGUGCCAUGCCGGCCGACGCACCCCUCUGCCUGCGCCUGGCCAGCCUCAUCGAGAUCUGAGCAGUCCCUGGUCCAGGGCGCCGGGUGGAGCCCCUCCCUUGCUGUCCCCACUGCAUUUUGGCUUGAUGGCUUGGUUUGGCUUUUGCUGGGAGGGCUGGGAUGCAACCUGCGAUGGACCACGGUCCUCAGCUCCCCCUCUUGUCUCCUCCCUGAUCUGGGGUCAGGCCUUCUGCAGAGGACGUGGGCAGGAGGCAGCAGAAGUGCCAGCCCUGUAGGAGCCUCCACAUCACUCCAAGGAGCUGAUGCUGUGGAGCAUCACAAUUGCUGCCAUGACUCCCUGCUGCCUCCCAUCCAGGCACCCAGCCCCUGCUCCUCCCAGGAUACCACUGUCCACUCCCACCUUCCCUGCACCCCAGCCUUCCUGCACCACCCCCAAGACCUACCCAGCCACCUGUGGAGGGAAGCCACCCCUUUGGUCUGAGCUCCAUAACGGUAGUGAGAGUCACAUGUUGACAGCCUCCAGCCGUAAAUCAGCAGCAUCAAGCAGCGUCCACCAGGGCCCAAUGCCAAAUGAGACGGCCAGCCCCGGGCUUGGAUAAGUGGGUAGGGGUGCAUGCCAGCAGCCAGGCAGCUUGGGGGAAGGGCGGCUUCCCGAGGGAAGGGGAUGGCCCAAGCCCAUCAGGGCAGACACCCCGAGAAGCAGCCCCUACAAGCAGGCUCAUUCUUGUCUGGCACUCCCUUCUCUCCCCACGGCACCUGCCGGGGAUUGGCCAUCAAGGGUGGGGGCCACACAAUCUCCAAAGCAUGCAAAGGCCUGAUGGGGGAGACGGGCUCUGCCAGCCACCCUGCCUGCUGGCCACAGGGGAUCUCCAGGAACCGAUGGUUCCAAGACCUGAGUGGAAGUCGCAGCCCCAACUGCAGAUGCUGCCCGGGAUCCAGAAAGGCCGGGCCAGGCAGCCGCACCUGCCUGCGCUGGUCAUGAGCUCUCUGCUUUUUCAUCUCUGAGCCACACUCUCCCCACAGAAAGUACCUGUUGCUGUAUAGCUUGGCUGGGGGUGCUGUGACUUGCUUCCCAUUUCUUAAUCAUAACGUGGCCUGGGGCUUAAUCCACCUGCUCUUUGGAGGUACCAUUGGGGUGCAGCCAGCUGAGAUCUGCGGCCAUGGACCGGCUGAGCUUAGGCCCUGCCCACACACCACUGUUCAUCCCUGAUGCUGGCCAUGCCUGGGGGAGGGGAGAGGAGGGAGGCCUUGGACUACGUUCUCAGCUCCAGAUCCCAAAACUAACAAAGCCAAACCAGCUUGUUUCAACACAGGGGCUCAGUGCGAGGGGGCAGAACUGCCCCUGCCCAGGGUCCUCAGGGAUCAUUUGCAUGUGAACGCCCUGUGCCUGUACAGAGGAGCCUGGCCACAGGAGAAGCUUGUGCGGUGGCUGACCCGACCAAUAAAGUUACUUUACCGCUGCACCUA